Cetraspora pellucida is the source of this 158-nucleotide messenger RNA. The record is from the annotation of a GenBank genome assembly. Lineage: Eukaryota; Fungi; Glomeromycota; Glomeromycetes; Diversisporales; Gigasporaceae.
GACCAACUCGAAGUCGACUUCGGCAUGUCCUUUGUCCGGUAAUUGGUCAUUUUGAUUGGCUAAUUUUACGCCGAUCCAUGAAAUUUCGCGGGGGACUAUUAAAAAUUAGUCUUGCAGGAGGACUAUUAAAAAUCAGUCUUGCGGAUAGGAACUAUUAA